AUGCCAGACAACACAAAUCCUUUUUUGGCGUUCACACAAAAUCCUGAACCAGCUCAGUCAGUGGUUGACCUGCUGGGUAUUAAUGAAACCCCCCAAACUACUGUAGUAGAAGAUGCAUCCAAAAUGAAACCUCCACCGCCAAGACCUGCUCCACCAAAAAGACCUCCACCAAGACCAACACCACCACCUCCACCUUCACACGAAGCCAAAGAACUUAUUCUUAGUGUAACAGGAGAGAUGGAUGCGACUUCACUACAUUUAUUAGAUAGAUUAGCAAAGACUCCUAGUCCCAUUCCAAUGCGAGACUUAUUAACUCCAAGCCCAACGCCAACAGCUGACCUAUUAGGAUGUGAAGAUCUUCAACCUCCUAUAAACUCUCAAAUGUCGAGUGUUUUUGACCAACAACCUAACAUUAUUGACCUUCCUUCAGGAUCAAAACCAGAAAGGCCCAAAUUUCCCCCCAAAAUUGAUUUCCUCAUGGAUGAUUUAUUAGAAGAUGUUCCAAUCCAUGAAGGCAUACAGCCUGAAGAAUGUUUAGUAAAAAAUAGAACUCCAUCAAUCCCAGAAAAUCUACCAUUAACUGUAGGAUCGAAACCACCUUCAAGAAAAUCUUCAAAUGAAUUUAUUCUUCCCGUUAGAAGAUUAUCCCAUGACGUUACAGAAUCAAGAAAAAUUAUGCCUGAUUUAAGUAAAAUAGCCGAUCGUAGGAAGUCAGAUAUAGGUCAUUUCGCACCGAUAUUACCUUCAAGAAAACCAACCAGUCAAAGUGAUCAGUCACUUCUAGAAAGUAAAUCUGAAAAUAUAAUUCAAGAAAUCAAUGAAACUGGAGAUAAACCAUGUGAUGACAUUUUUAAAAAUAUACCAGAAACUAAUUUAGUACCUACUGAAGAAAUCCCAGACCAAAAAAUACAAGAAGAAAUUAUUCCGGCUAUACCUAAAGAAAUAAACGCUCAGUGGGAUGAAGAAAAAAAUGGAUUAGAUUUUGAUUCGCAACAACAAAUAGAAUCUUCUGAUCACAUUGAAAUUGAUCCUCCGUCGAAUGAUACAAAAUUGACACCUUCAGCAACAGAUCUUUCCCCGUUAGAGUUGACAGAAAAAGAAAAUUUGUCUUUUAAUGCGUUUUAUGUUAACACAACUUUACCAACAUCUGAAUCAUUUCCUUCAUUUACUGAUGGAGAUGGAAUGGGAGAUCACUUAGAUAUUGAUGCAUACGAUACAAAACCAAUACCACCAGUGCCUGAUCCAUCGCCUUUCCAAGAAAUACCUACUCAGGAAACUUCAUUUAAUGCAGUAUUUGAAGUGUCCGAGCAAACAGCGACUACUCCAUUCGAAGUUCAAGAACCACAACAAUCAGACAACAUAGAACCGACUGUAACUACAACUGUGUCAGAGCCAUUCCCAGUAUCAACAGGCAGUGAAAACCACGAUGCAUUUGAUGCAUUCGCAGCAAAGUUCGACGAUUCUCAAAAUGAAGGUAAUGCAUCUGGAGUGGCAUUUGACGCAUUUGGAAGUGUCUCAGGAGGAGCGUUUGAUGAUUCAACAAUGGGUUUCGGAAACGAUGAUAACUUUGAUUCAUUCUUAUCAACACAUCAAAUUCCUGCUGCUCCACAGUCAACACCAGCUAAAGUUACCAGAAACAAUUCAGGAGAAUCUUUAGAUGAAAAUGAUUUCAAUGUUUUUAUUAGACCUAAGACAGAAUCAGACAACACCGAUCAAUCUGCCGUGCCUUCAAUAGCUCCUCCACCUAAAGUACCUACAAGUUUAUUUCAAGAAGGGACGCCUUCUAGGUUCAAUCCAUUUGAUCAAGAGCCAAAUGAAACGAAUUAUAAAAACCAAGAUUCAUACUCUCCUCAACCUAUUCCUCAACGAACUGAUUCUCAAGAGACACCACCAAGUCCAUUGUUUGAUGAAGAUGUUUCUCAACCACUUGAAGAAUUUCCAAGAGUCAACUACGAUGGUGAUGGCUGGGCAAUGGAAUUAAGACAACCAAACAAGAAAAAAAUAACUGCUCACCGAUUUUGGAAAAAAAUAUUUGUUAAAAUCACAUACCAGGGGGAAAAUCCUGUUCUACAAUUGUAUAAUACUAAAGAUGAUAAAGAUCCAUUCCAAGAAUUACCAUUACAGCCAAGUUAUUCUGUAUCUGAUAUUGGAGCCCAACAAUAUGAUCAAUAUGGUAAAAUAUUCACUGUGAAACUGUUAUAUAUAUUCUAUAAAGAAAAAGCAGGAUUUAGACCGGGUCAAGUAACAAAAGCCGAAAGGUUAACAAACAAACUGAGUCAAUUUGCAGCGUAUGCUAUUCAGGGUGAUUAUCAAGGUGUAAAAGAAUUUGGUAGUGAUUUGAAGAAAUUAGGAUUGCCCGUAGAACAUGGAGCUCAAACGACGACAUUGUUAAAAUUGGGAAGUCAUAAUUUUGAAGACAUGAAACAGUUUAGUGUCUGUAUCGAAGAAGCUUUAUUUAAGCUUUCUGCUCAUCGUGAUAGAGCAUUGAAUUAUAAAGUAGAAGAUGUGCAAAUCACUGCAAUUGAUGAACUAUUUGUUGAUCAGAAUUCACAAGGAUCGGUACUAAAACAAAUUGCACGGGUCCGUUUGUUUUUCCUAGCAUUCAUGUGCGGAAUGCCUGAUGUGGAGUUGGGUGUAAAUGAUUUAGUUCGACAAGGCAAAGAAGUAGUUGGCCGUCACGAUAUCAUUCCUGUAGUUACUGAAGAAUGGAUUCGAUUGGAAGGGGUUGAGUUCCACAACUGUGUUCAACAAGACGAAUAUGAGAGAACAAGAACUAUAAAGUUUAAACCUCCAGACGCUUGUUACAUCGAAUUAAUGAGAUUUAGAGUUAGACCACCAAAAAACCGGGAACUUCCAUUACAAUUGAAAACCACAAUGUGCAUAACGGGAAAUAAGGUGGAAUUAAAAGGAGAUGUACUCGUGCCAGGGUUCACAAGCAGGAAAUUGGGACAAGUGCCUUGUGAAGACGUAGCCAUAAAGUUUCCCAUACCGGAAUGUUGGAUUUAUCUAUUCAGAGUAGAGAAACAUUUUAGAUAUGGAUCUGUAAAAUCAGCACACAGAAGGACGGGAAAAGUGAAAGGCAUCGACCGAUUUCUUGGUACAAUGGACAAUCUCGAGCCUCAUUUGAUUGAAGUGACAUCUGGUGAGGCCAAGUACGAACACCACCACAGGGCUGUAGUGUGGAGAAUGCCGAGAUUGCCAAAAGAAGGACAGGGAGCGUACACUACGCACAACCUCGUAUGCCGCAUGACCUUAACGUCGUAUGACCAAGUUCCCGAGGAGCUGGAUAAAUACUGUUAUGUUGAGUUUACAAUGCCGACGACUCAGGUGUCGCACACCACCGUUCGGUCGGUAUCGAUUGUAAACAGUGAAAAAGAUGCACCGCCUGAAAAAUAUCUGAGACUGAUGGCCAGACAUGAAUACAGGGUGGAAAUCGAACACAUACACGGGCAGAUCGAAGAAAACCCAUACCUAGCAGCGACUGCGAUGCCCAGAGCCACGCAACCUUCGUCGGAAGCAAAACCACCACCGACCCCGCAGGCUGCUUCUGACAGCGACUCUUCUUCAUAA
Messenger RNA from Macrosiphum euphorbiae (potato aphid), 3570 nucleotides. The record is from the annotation of a GenBank genome assembly. Lineage: Eukaryota; Metazoa; Arthropoda; Insecta; Hemiptera; Aphididae.